This is a messenger RNA of Paracoccidioides brasiliensis Pb18, 7719 nucleotides long. RefSeq lists its product as uncharacterized. Gene Ontology annotation, biological process: mRNA processing; mRNA export from nucleus. The transcript is spliced from 2 exons. Gene Ontology annotation, cellular component: THO complex part of transcription export complex. Gene Ontology annotation, molecular function: mRNA binding. The coding region runs from base 1 to 7719 and encodes 2572 amino acids. The record is from RefSeq and is a predicted model, not a curated record.
AUGCCUUCUGCAGCUGGUGGGAAGCGUAAACGCGGUGACAGAUCAUGGUCUGGAGAUGCGGGAAAUGAUGGCUGGCGGCCGUCUCCUCAUCGUCCCGGAAAUCUCAAUCUCGCCCAGCAGCAUCAACAGAAUCAGUUUAACGGUCAGAGUCGAGAUUCUACCGAUAAUCGUAAUCGGGGAGGCAGAAGAACAAGCAGAGGCGGCAAUAGAAAUGGUACGCCUGCGCGGAGGGCAAGCGAAGGUCACAACUCCCAUCAGAAAGAAAACUCUCCCUCGUUGAGAUCAGCAAUGAUAUCCCAAAGAGACCCUCCCGAAUUAUCUCAGCCAAGCAGAAUGCCGUCGACACCAAUACCUACUUCCUCAUCUCAACCUCAAGUGAUGUUCUAUUCCUACGAGUAUCUUACGCGGGAGUGCGUUGAUGCGUGGACCUUAACGGGGAGGAAAGCCGUGAUCGAUAUCGGGGUCGGUGCUCGGAAGGCGGAGGACGCCUUAGUGAUCUCAUCCGUGUUUCAGGAGAUUAUUCAGUCCGUUAUUGAUGGCCGGAUAUCUGCAGUUGAUGGUGGGACCUCCGUGAAGGAAAUUAUAGGCGAAGAUGUUGCAGAUGACAUGCCUAGUGUGGAUGGAUCAACGGGCACUUCACAAACCUUCGAUGUUCGCUCUCUUUUCCUUGAUACCCUUUCUGUUACAGCCGACGCAAACACCUCUCACUCCAGCCUCCGCACCCUGGUGUUUUCGACUGGAAUCUCCCCUACCCUUAUGCGACAACAGCUUGAAACUCCGUUACUUCAAUCGCUUGGUCUAAUUCGUGACACCUUCGCUCGCAUGGGCAUCCGCAAACAAACCAACCUUCUUUAUCGACAGUCGAACUAUAACUUACUACGAGAGGAAUCAGAAGGGUACUCCAAGUUGCUGACAGAAUUGUUUACAACUAGCAGCAAUGAGCCCCCGUCAGGCGAAGUCGUUGAAGAUACUUUCGAACGAGUGAAGGCUAUGAUAGGCGCUUUUGAUAUGGACGUCGGAAGAGUCCUUGAUGUCACGCUAGAUGUGUUCGCGGCUGUCCUUGUCAAAAAGAAUCGAUUCUUCGUCAAAUUCCUGCGUGUUAGCUCAUGGUGGCCAAAGGAGGAAUCUUUCCUGCGACGUUAUGGCGGGAUUUCCGAACCUGGUUUACCUAAAUGGGCCCUACCCGGUUCAGCCGGCUGGUUGACAACAGAGGAGGACCGGGAAGAAGCUCUUCGUGCAAAUGAAAAACGGGAUCGCCUUUUUUGGGAUCGAGCUAGAGAGGUUGGCAUCCGCGCGUACUUCGAGAUAGGCCGCAACCAAUCAUUGGAACCGAAACAAUUAAAAUCAAUAUCGGAACUUAAAAUCAACGCCCCAGAGGAAGACAAUGAUACUCUGAAAUGGAUUGAACAAUCUGGGACCCUCCCACCCAAGAGCAACGGGGUCGCGGCGCAACUGCUGGGAUUCAAACUCCGAUUUUAUUCAUCAGAUGCUCGGAAUCCGGCUGAUAUUCUACCGGAUAAUCUCAUAUAUCUAGCCGCUUUGCUCAUAAAAGUCGGGUUUAUCUCUCUACGGGAUCUCUAUCCUCACCUUUGGCGACCGGAUGAAUUUAUGGACGAGCUAAAGGAGGAGAAAAUGAAAGAGAAGGAGCAGAGAGAACUAGCUGCUAGACCUGGUGCUGGGGCGAUGAAUGCGCUAAUGAUGGCUGGUGCCUUGAGUGACGAUACAAUACCCGUCCCGAUGUCUAGACUCCGAGAGACUGAUACCCGCGCGGCUACUCCUGCCAAAGACCAAGAUGUGGACAAAACAGCCCAAACAAAAGUUGAUGAAAAAAAGGAAUCAUUGCCGGAGCCAGCAGAUCAGAAAGUGCUGCUCUUAAAGAGUCUACUCGCUAUUGGCGCCCUUCCAGAGUCCCUCUAUAUUCUUGGGCGAUUCCCGUGGCUAUUGGAUGCGUACCCCGAGCUUCCAGAAUAUAUCCACCGUAUUAUACACCAUUCUCUGAGCAAGCUGUGUGACUCCUCGCGGCCCUUGUCAUCAAGGAGCGACAUCAAGACUGAAAAGAAGAUCACCAGUUCUGACCAAGCGGGCCUUCCAAGGGGCAAUAUUCGAUUGACUGAUCCACCUCCUCGACGCGUCCUUCGGUGGGCAUUACUAGAUAAAGAAGAUACCAACGAUGGGACUGAUUAUCGAUUUUACUGGGACGAUUGGACAGAUAAUAUUCCCGUUUGCCAGACUGUGGAUGAUGUAUUCACUCUCUGUGGAUCAUUUUUAAAUCUUUCAGGUGUCAAAAUUGGGCAGGACCCUGGCCUAUUGACGAAAUUGGCUAGGCUUGGAAACGAAAGUCUACAAAGUGAUCCUUCGGAAUCAAAUCAGAUGCGAUGGCGAGAUCUUUGCAAGCGCCUUUUGGUUCCCGCAUUGAGCUUAACGAGAGCAAACCCUGGAGUCGUCAAUGAGGUAUUUGAGCUGCUGAGCCACUUCUCACGAGAUGUGAGAUAUUCCAUUUAUGCUGAGUGGUAUUCUGGACAAACUUCUCGGUUGCCGGAUAUCAAAUCGGCCUUCGAUCAGGCACGAGCAGAAACGAAGGACGCCCUUAAAAGAUUAAGCAAAACCAACAUUAAGCCGAUGGCUAGAAACUUGGCUAAAAUAGCAUUCGCUAACCCGGGAAUUGUCAUCAGCGUCGCCAUCAACCAGAUCGAAGCAUAUGAGAACCUAAUUGAAGUAGUUGUGGAAUGUGCCCGAUAUUUCACGUACUUGGGAUAUGAUAUUCUAACCUGGUCAUUGAUCAAUUCUCUUGGUCAGAAAGGGAGGAGUCGAGUUCAGGAUGGGGGUCUGCUAACAAGUAGAUGGCUCAAUGCCCUUGCUUCCUUUGUUGGCAGGGUAUUUAAACGCUAUUCUACCAUCAUGGACCCUGUUCCCGUUCUUCAAUACGUUGGUGAACAGCUUCGACACAACAACUCCACCGAUCUCGUCAUUCUAGAGCAGCUUAUCAGCUCCAUGGCUGGGAUAGUUACUGACACAAAUUUCAACGACUCCCAAAUUCAGGCAAUGGCGGGUGGUGCACUUCUACAAUCGCAGACCAUGUUACAACUUCUCGAUAAACGCCACGAAUCCAAGAUAACCUCCCGGCGCCUAAUAAAAUCUUUGGCGAAUUCUAAGCUUGCCGGGCAGCUUCUGAUAGCCGUCGCGCAAGAACGAGCUACAUGUAUAUUCAAGGAAUCAGAAGCUGACGGGGAAUUGAAACUACUUGGCAAUAUAUUCGAUGAGAUACAUCGGGUUCUCACUCAAUAUAUCGAUCUUCUCCGAAGCAAUUUCACGGUUGAAGAAUUCGACUCUUUCGUGCCAGAUGUGGCAAGUCUCAUAGGCGAAUUUGGACUACAGCCGGAAGUCGCAUUCUGGAUUACGCGCCCGAGCGUUGCGCAUCAGAUUGCUGAAGUUGACACGAAGAAACGAGAGCAAGCGACAAAGAAGCAAGAAACCGAAACCAUUCCCGCCUCUAAGAGCCCUGAUGGUGAUCUAGAGAUGGCAGACGAUGGGGAAGCUGUCGAAAAAGAGGAUUCGUCGGGAGAUGUGACGAUCUCUACUGAAGAAUCGACAUCUAGUACUAACGAUAACCAGGGUGAGGCGAAAACGAACGCUUCAAUCACAUCAAGCACCUCUAAAGCGGAUCCGGAAAGUGUACCUUGGCAUCCUGUACUUGAAGGGCUGAUGGAUAAGAUCAAGACAGCGAUGCCACGAAGCUCAUGGGAAGUUGUUGGUCUGCCAUUCUUUGUGACAUUCUGGCAGCUAUCGCUCUAUGACAUUCAUGUUCCCCAGCGUGCUUACGAAGAAGAACUUGAACGGCUCAAGAAAAAAAUCCAGGCCAUUUCGCAAGAUCGGUCAGAUGUUAGCAUAGCCGGUACCUUAAAAAAGGAUAAGGAGAAAAAACUCAUUAAUGACCUUCAUGACCGAAUUUUAGCAGAGAACAAGGCACAUGUGAGAUGUUACGGAUUAAAUAGGGCAAGGUUACAGAAGGAAAAAGACCGAUGGUUUGUUGGACUGAGAGGGAAACAUGAAGCUCUUAACAUUGCCGUGAUGGAACAGUGUCUAUUACCCCGGUUACUUCUCUCGCCUAUUGACGCUUUCUACAGUUUCAAGAUGCUCAAGUAUCUCCAUUCAUCUGGGACGCCAAAUUUCCGAACAGUAGGAUUUCUUGAUCAGCUGUUUCGCGAACAGCGGCUUACAGCCAUCAUCUUCCAAAGUACUUCUAAGGAAGCUGAUAAUUUCGGUCGUUUCCUCAACGAAGUACUUCGCGACUUGACCCGAUGGCAUGCCGAUAAAGCCGUCUACGAGAAAGAAGCGUACGGAAUGAAAAGGGAUCUCCCAGGAUUUGCCAUGGCAGUUGAUCAAGAAGGAAAGCCAAAGUCAUUUUUAGAUUACGAAGAUUUCCGCAGGAUUUUCUACAAGUGGCAUCGCAUUUUUGGUGCCUGCUUGAAGACUUGCCUCUCAGGAGGCGAGUAUAUGCAUAUCCGGAACGCCAUUAGCGUAUUGAAGGCAGUUGUUCAGCAUUUCCCUGCGGUUAAUUGGAUUGGCCGAGACAUGCAUACCUGCGUGAACAACCUGAAGACAAUGGAUCCUCGUGAUGAUGUUAAAAUUCCUGCAGCCUCGUUGAUUGGAGAUUUGAAUAGAAGAGAGAAGAAAUGGCUACUUCCGCAGGCUUUCAUGAUUGUGAGUCUACCUAUCUGCAAUGUGGAGGAAUACGGGGCUAAUCCUCCAAAGAAUGAAUCGUUACCGAGUGACAAGGCUAAAGCACGCACGCCGCAACCUCAGUCAACUACUCCCAAAUCACUGAAUGCAUCCGCUCCUGACUUUAAACCCUCUGGGUCGUCCACUACGGUAAAUGAUGCACGGCCACAUGGGCCUGGGAAAUUAGAGGUUGAAGACGGCGAGAUCGAAGAUGCGAAAAUGGUAGGGAAGUUGAACAAUGCAGCCAUGAAAGCAAAAGCCGCGAGAGGUGAUGCCCAAUCACUGCAGGUGUCCGAUACUUCGAGCGCAGUGGAAACUGCUUCUACGAGUAAAUUAGACAAAGUGGAACAGAAUAACAAAACCCCCGUGUUACAAGAAACGGAGCCAGCCAAGGUUGCAGAGCCUGCAACUGGCCAUUCGCAGACCCCUGCGCAACCUUCUUCACAGCAGCCUUCGACCACACAAGCCACUCUGGGAGAUUCACAAACACCUGUUUCAGGUCACAGAUCAUCAUCACCAGCUCCAUCACGAGUGGCUAGCCGACCACCUUCAGAAUCUUCACAUGUACCAAGCAUUCCAAAGCGCCCGGAUGUUGACUGUUACCCUCCCCAACACAGUGCUUCUGUCCGCCCUCAGGCAAACCUACCAAAUCGGCCAGAACCUCCUCGCCCCUUCAGACACCCUGAUGAACGGAUGUCUAUGAGACCCCCCAAUAUGCCCGAUGAACGAAGAGAUGCUCGAGACAAUCGACAUCCGGACCGCUCUGGGCGGUUCGGUGGCCAGGAUCGUGAGAGACCAUUUGAACAUGCCCUCCCUAUCGAUUCCCGUAGCCACGGGCGACCAAACGAACGUCCUGGAGAUAGGGAUAGGCUUGAUGGUCACCGGAUAGAUAGAGAAUUUCCUUCUCGCCCCCUUGAAGAUAAUUUUGGACGACCCGGGUACAGGGAUGCACGACCAUCGCCUAGGGAUCAGGAAUGGUCUGAUAGGAUGGGUAGAGGAAGAAUUUCUCAAGCAGAUGCUUUCCAAGUUCGACAAGACUCGGACCGUUCCUUCAGAGAAGGGGAUGUUCAUCAAUAUCGGGCGGCUAAUGUGCCUGAUCUUCAUGACCGUGACCAUCCAUCCCGGCCCCAUACAGAAACUGGAAUUCACCAGCGACUUGAACUUCCUAGACCCGAAAGAGAUGAUCGAAGAAAUCGUAGCUCCCGACCCUCCACCCCUCCAAAAGCAGAUGAUUCUCGUCUCCAGAAUAGGUCCGAUAGGCGAGAGGAACGUGAAGAGAGAAAACCUACCAAUUCCCAACCACCAGCGCGAUCUGAGGAUCUACCAACAGGACCCAAAGGUGACAGGGGCAAUUAUUCUUCAGCAGCCGAUAAUCGUCAUGCGCUAGACUCUCGAUCAACAUAUCAGUCAACCACAGAUUCGUCAUAUGGACGGUUAAACCAAGAUUCAAAAUUCCCGUUACGCCCACAAGAGUCGUUUGACAGGCCUCAGGAUAUCCCUUCAGGACCAAGGAAGACUUCUACCCAACGAGGUGGCAGAAAUCCAUCAUUGUCGCAGCCCCUUCCUAUUCCACCACAGCCAACUGACCGCCAGCCACCCACCGGCCCAUCAAAUCGACCUCUCGCGCGGAAUCCUGCGCAGCACGAUCAGCAGUUAGCGACGGCGCCAUCUUCCGCACCUGCUCCCGUGGAAAAAAUCGACACAUCUGGUAUUCACCCUGACCGUCUGAAGGCGAUUCAAUCUCCCAGAGACGACGGAACGCAGACAACAGCAUCUCCAACAUCCUUGCCUCCAUCUGGGCCACGGAGUGGUGGACAUCCGCCUUCCGGUCCUUCGCCGACCACAAGAGGCCCUCCCGGAGUACCAUUUCCUGGUGAAAGAAGCAGGGGAGAUAAGCGGUUCGCGGGUCUAAACAACAUGCUUCAGCAGUUUGGCGCACCAGCGGAUAAAUCUGGAAUGGGUACAUCAAUAAGGGGAAGGGGGGCAAAUCGUACUGGUGGCAAUUCAGUGAACGCACCGUCUCCUCAAUCUACUCGACCUCAAACUCCCGUCGGAUCGAAAGGUGACAAUUAUUCUGGUACAGCUCCUCCCUCAGGCUCAGAAAAACCGGAUCUAUUCCCAAGCCGCUCAGAUGCCUCAGCACCACCUGUGGUGCCUUCACAGGAAGAGCCUCGGGCGCAUGGCAGGGCUGGCCGGAGAAGCGAAAUUAUAGAGGAAGCAGCAGCAGAGUCGCGACGUUCCCCGCGCCACUCGAGUGGUACUCGAACCCCAGAUCGCGAAAGAGAUCGUGAAAAAGACCGUGAAAGAGAACGCGAUAGAGAAAGAGAUCGCGAACACCGAGAUCGAGAGCGGGAACGCGAUACCAGUCGUCGGGGCGAGGAGGAGGCUUCAAGAGCUAGCACGAAGCGGGACGAAUAUCGAGAACGCCACCGGGAAGGUGACCGUGACCGUGACCGUGAUCGCGAUCGUGGUCGAGCUGCGGAUAUCAGUAGCCGGGAACAAGCCCGUGGCUCACGAGAAUCCUCGUCGCGAGGCCCCCCUCAGAACUCGAGCGCAAACAGGGAGCCAGUCUCCACCAGGCGAAGGGACAAGCGAGAGCGUGACGUGGGCACCUACGAAAGUCAGAGUCGUGGGAAAUCUGACGUCUCCCCACCCCCUCCACCCCCUCCACCCCCUCCUCUUCUAGCAUCGAACGAAACUGAAAAUCGCAGAUGGGGUAGCGGGGGCCGAGAAGAGGAUCGCAAUCGAGAUCGUGAGCGGGGCAGGGAUCGGGAGCGUGAUCGCGACCGCGACCGAGAUCGAGAGCGCAGGGAUCUGGGAAAUGGGCGUGGCGGCAAUACUGGUGCCGCUGGAGGUGCCAGUGGAGGUGGCAAUACAGGCGGAGGGUCCUGGUCCCGAAAGCGUGGGAGACUGGCAGGUAGCAACGUGGAUGACGGGGCUUCCGCUGCCGGUUCCUCCAGGAUAGGAGGUGAGAAUAAGAGACCUAGACGUGGACAUUGA